This is a messenger RNA of Dermacentor andersoni, 9200 nucleotides long. It is a transcript of the gene GlcT, whose product is annotated as ceramide glucosyltransferase. Gene Ontology annotation, biological process: glucosylceramide biosynthetic process. Gene Ontology annotation, molecular function: ceramide glucosyltransferase activity. The record is from RefSeq and is a predicted model, not a curated record. Gene Ontology annotation, cellular component: membrane. Lineage: Eukaryota; Metazoa; Arthropoda; Arachnida; Ixodida; Ixodidae.
CUUAUUUUACUUACGCAUGCUGUUUUCGCGGAGAAGAAAAACAUGGACGCGUUAAGGCAGCUCAAUUGUUCUGAGUACUUGAAGAUAUCGGAUUUUGCGCUUUUCCAUUGUCUUCUUGUCAUGCCUGCUGCCGCGAUGACGUAUCGAUUGAAGACACGUUGCCUUCGUCACAAAUACAAUUUUAUUCUGCUGUUUAAUGAACUUAAAAAAUGGAGCGAAUGUUUCCUUCUGUGCAUUUGUAAGAUCACUCAAUCGAUCCCGGCGAGAAUUGUUUUUUUUUUUUUUCGCUCAUUCCCGGCGAUAGCCGCUACGUACACCAUUGCCAAUUGAAACGGCCAUUGGAAUGAGUACAUAACAGCUCACGUUGUAAAAAAAAAAAAAAAAUGGCGAUGCCGGCUUUUUUUCUUGCUGACGGCGACCGCGUUGUUCUCCAUGGUUGUGCACGCGCGAUGAAGAAUCGAGUCAGCGACUUUUUUUUUAUUUUUAAUGUUGCUUUCUAUAUGCAACGCGUUUGUUGCGCACUGCACGAGUUCAGACGACGAAACAAAGCGGCGCUAACCCACAGCAGGUGGGUUCGCAGUGAAAUCACACUCGACUCGACGUGAGCGGUUCGAGUCUGUUUGAAUCAGACUUACCCGAAAGCGUUAAGAUGCAUUUUUUUUUUUGCCGUCAUGUUCGAAUGAUUCCAACCCCUCCUCACGAACGUAACUUUUGAAUUUUUCUUCUCUGUUUUUGCCUAUCAAACAUGUGGCACCAUGUGGGGAUUGGCCAAGAAAUGGGUGGAUUAUUCCAAGUUCGAAUGAAAAAUAAAUUUUCAGGAAUGCUACAAGGCAAUAAACGCAGUCGAAAGGUUGAAUUACAAGUUACAAUGUAAGCAAUAAUGUAUUCAGUGCAAAUUCAAAAAAAAGAAUAAUUACGUAAAAAGCAUGCAACGUGGCAAUCCCUAACCGGCACUCACGCGCACGUCGAGUGCUACAUUGUCUUGCCACUCCAUCACACGUGACAGAUUAUUCGCACCACACACGUGCGUAGCUUCGGACGGCGCCCGUACCGCAAAAAAAUGUCAAAGAAGCAGCAUUGCCGAGCGUGGCUGACAAUAAUCCACCCACUUCCUGGUCAAUCCCCCGUAGCGGGCAGUAGCCCCGUGCUCGAUAGGCCACAACAGCAACAACAAGCUUCUUCGUCUUCUGCACCGAGCACCCGGUUACAGAGUAGCGGCCCAGAGAGGGCGUUCACCCAGCAUUCAUGUCUGGAACGCCGCAACACGUGAGCCACGGGCGUGUUUCUCCGAAUCCGUGCCUCGGCCAGCGACGCAGACGACUUCCCAGCCGGCAACAGCGACGAUCGCCGUCGCCGCGCCAACGGAGCAUGCUACGCCGAGGCUGAAAUCCGACAGGAGUUGCGCGCGACCAUCCCGUCCCGGGAUUGGGACGCUAAGCCUACGGGCGCCCAACGGUGACCGCAGUUGCGACCGCUCGCGUUCGUGUCGUCCCCUGGGGCGCCGCACCACGCGCGCGCUGCGUCGCGUUCAUGCUGCCGGACGAUGCGCAACGGUGAGACGACGAGAACCCAGCUCCACGAUGCUCUACAUCGAGCUCGACCCUGCCGGCAGCGUUAGGUGGUGGCUCCCGACGAGUUGUCCGGAGGCCUGUCACCCAUUGGACGUCGCGCGCGGACUUAUCUCGGCGCACCCGAUACCGCUGUCCAUAAAACGGAGGCUGCACCCGGUCGCGGGUCAGCGCUAUGCCGGCACCACCACCGCAGCCGCCGCUCCCGACCGACCUGUCGUCUGCUGCGGUUCGCCGCCCAUCGCCAGCUCCGCAGCCGCUCGACAAGACGGCGUCGCGGCGCUGCUCGCCUCUCCGACGCUCGGCGGAAGUGACGCAGUUCGACUCCGUUCUCCACGCGUAGCGGAUCCGGAACACUCACCGGCGCAUCCGACGACGUCACAGAGCCGUGGUGACGCCACCAGCGCUCGCCGCCGCCGAGCUUCUGCUGCUGCUGCCCGCGGCGGCGUCUCAAAGAUGGCUCUCCUGUUUUACACGCUCUACGGGUUUGCCAUCAUCUUCUUCGCCGGCUGGUGGUUCGUCUGGCUGCUUCAUCUACUGGCCAUCUUCAACGGAAAAAUGAAGCUUCACAAAAAGAAAGCCCUUCCGCCCCUGGAGGUGCCACUGCCCGGCGUGUCCAUCAUCAAACCAUUGACGGGGGUGGACCCAAACCUCUUCAGCAACCUCGAAUCAUUCUUUACUAUGAAUUAUCCACAGUUUGAGCUUUUGUUCUGCAUCCAAGAUGAAGGGGACCCUUCCAUAAUGCUGGUGCGGAGACUCAUGGAGAAACACCCACUGGUCGACGCCAGGGUCUUUGUAGGGGGCUGCCCUGUUGGGGUAAAUCCCAAGAUCAACAAUAUGCAACCAGGCUACGAAGCUGCCAAGUAUGAGCUCAUCUUGAUCUCCGACAGUGGAAUUCGGAUGAAGGAGGACACGCUCCUGGACAUGGUGCUGACCAUGGCGGACGACGUGGCCCUGGUCCACCAGAUGCCUUUUGCCUGUGAUAGAAAGGGUUUCCCGGCCAUUUUAGAGAAGGUAUACUUUGGAACGGCGCACGCACGCAUCUACCUGGCCGCCGACUUUCUGCGCAUCAACUGUGCAACGGGAAUGUCGGCGUUGAUGCGGAAGAAGCUGCUCGACGAGGUGGGCGGCAUCAGGGCGUUUGGCCACUACUUGGCAGAGGACUUCUUCUUUGCCAAGUCUUUUGAAGACAGGGGCUGGAAGAUCAAGAUCAGCUCCCAGCCAGCGUGGCAGAACUCUGGCCUCUGUGAGGUCGGGCUUUUCCAAACCCGGGUGGCGAGGUGGGCCAAGCUACGGUUCGCCAUGCUGCCACACACCAUGCUGCUGGAGCCCCUGUCGGAGUGCAUGCUGCUGGGGGCGAUGGUGGCGUGGGCCACCAGCUUCCUCUUCCAGUGGGACGCCUUCGCCGUGUACCUGCUGCACCUCCUGCUCUGGUUCCUGCUCGACUGGAUGUUGCUCAGCGUCGUGCAGAAUGGCCUUCUUCCAUUCAACAAGUGGGAGUUUGUGGUCGCAUGGACAUUCCGAGAGUGCGGCGCCCUCUACCUGUUCCUGCACGCCUUGUGGAACCCGACGAUUCGGUGGCGCGCGGGACUGUAUCGGUUACGAUGGGGCGGUGCCGUGGAGGUGGUCAAGCCAGACUCUUAGUGACCCGCCUGCUCCCCGACCUCUAGGGAAAAAAAAUAUAUAUAUGUGCCGCGACGUAGUGCGCAGCUGACUGCCGCUAUUGAUACAAGAUUGCGAACAAAGCAAGGAAAGGAAGGAAAAAAACAAGUGCCGGCCACGGAAGCUGCGGAAAGUGCCCUUUCUUUACCCGCUGCCGGUCAGCCCAGACCCGCAAGCCUUCUUCCAACAACGGCAGAUCUUUCAUUCCUCCGUGGUUCCUCAUCUGCCGGGUGUGCGCCUUGGCUUCCGGGCGGCUCAGUUGCUCCCCAACGAGUGGAUGCAACGCAGCGCCCAUCGUGUGCUGACUCAGUGUCGUGCUGCAAUGGAAAGACGGCAGCAAGCAGCAGCCCCUAGUCGGCGGUGCCAGACGUUUUAUUGUUUUUCUUUCUUUCUUUGUUUUACUUGAAGUGCCGGGAGCUCGUGCUGGUUGCGCGUUUCAACGGCUAGACUGGAUUACAAGUGCGUUGGGAGCGAGUGUGCAUGUGUGUGUGUGCCAGACCUACGUGUGUUUUGUACAUAGAAUGAAAGGAACUUGUAGCUCUUUACUCUUUCCUUGUGCCCUCUCUGUCAUCUGUAAGAUGUUUUUUUUUCCUCUUCUUUUUUCCCCUGUGUUACAUUUGGUUGGCAUCGUUUCCUUCACACUUUUGUUUGGACUCAUCACGUGUCUCUGGGACCGAAGAAUGUGGCGUACAUGCACCGUGGGACACACAAACCGUUGGUGCCAGAACAUUGUCACCACUCCGAGAUUUGUUCACGGACAUCGCGUUCCUUUUCUCUCCUUUCUAUAUUUUUUUUUUCUUCUGCCAUGCCUUGUUACUUCCCCAGUGACUUUUUAACCAAGCCUGAGGUCGAGCCUAGCAUAUGCGUUGUUUCUGUUUCCAUUGUUUGUUGUUCCUUGUGGGUUUGUUGGUUGCUUGUUGUUUUGAGUAAAGAAAAAGACCUGACCAUGCCUUUUUCUUUCUCGAAGCACAGUACAACAGCCAUAGAAAAAAAAACUUUGCCGCCUGCAAACUCGCAAAGGCUAAUAGACUACGAUGGCUUUUAUUGUAUGAAAGAUGAUGGAAAUGAAGUCUUAGAUGCAAAGAACAAUGGUGUGUUGCAGUGGUCCUGGUAUUGCCAGGAAAAAGAAAUGUGCUUUUGAGUGAUGUUCUUGUGACGUCAUGCAUUGCUGUAUAUACAAAGUAUAAAAGUGACCAAGGAGCUUGUUGGUGUGUGCCAUUGAGUGGCACUCUUUGUUUUGCGAUGGAACAAUGUCUUAAGAGCAAGUUGGAUAGUGUCUUGGAAGUUUUUUUUACUUUGGCAUUGCCUAUAUGGUCUUUGCAGACGUUAUUUAUUCUAAGUGGCGACCCUUCAAGCCCAACACAAAGGAAGCAGUGGGUUUCCAAUGGAACAAAGAAAUAUGCCAUGAAGGUUGUCUUUCGCCCCCUGCCAUUCUGGCAGAAUGUAGUGCCUGAAAUUUUUGCAUUGAUUUCUCAUUAUUAGGCUCAAUUUGGCUGUUUUCCGUGCGAAGCUCCGACUGACAUGCUGACUUCAUUUGAAACACAAAUGGAGAAAAAUAAGAGAUUGUCUGGUCAGGCAGGUAGUGUCUACAGGUACACGUCAAAGUGAACACAGCUCUAGUCAGAAAUUACAAGCGACGGUUUUGAAUUGAUGAAUGGAUGCUUCAAAACUGGCAUUGCUGCAUCAAAUGUGACAAGUGGGUCGGGCAAAAAAAGAAUCGCGAGGAAUUUAGGCAGCUAAUGAGCGGUCUUGCAAUGUCUUCUCUUCUCUCUGCCAUCUCUUGCAGUGGCAACUGUGACGACACAUUCCUUGGGACCGGAGUUGUUGCGCAGUUUAGUUUUUGUCUCGCUAAUGUAUCUCCCCAUGGGUCUUCCACUACAUGCUUCAAUUUCUGUUCAGUAACAGCACUCGAUCAUCUUGCAAUGCAGCAGCCCUGUUCCAUCUAACCUUCUGGCAAACUGCAACAUGCACUUUAAGUUGGGUGCAGGAGCUGUAAAAGCUGACAAUUUUCUAAAACGUUAGGUUAGGUUAACGCACGCGUCGCGCACAUGAUGUGCCUGCUGCGCGUGCUACGCUGUGAAAUGGUUACUAGCGCUAACAAGACUAACGAAAAAAAGUUGGGACAGGACUGGGUGCCACAUAACUAGUGCUCUGUCCUGUACCAACUUUCUUCAGUUAGUCUUGUUAGCACUAGUAACUGUCACAGCUAAUGCGUCGACAUCAACUGGCCCAACUUUCUGCGUUAAUUGCACACGCUACGCUUUGCAGCAGCCGUAAAUGUAUACAGAUUGCAGCAUCUUCCUGUUAUCUAUCGAGAACAUAACGUGUUGGCUUCCUUUUUCAAAACGAGGCAGGAAAGACAGUUUAACAAAACUAGGCCGACAAGGCGACAACAGCCAGCCUGCUAUUGUUUUUGCUUGCGAGACCCUGAUCCAAGCUCUUGCCAUGACCGAGCACACUUCCGCAGAUGAGCAGGUCUACAGACCGAAGCAGACUGCGCAACUUGUCUGGACCCUCUUUUUCAUUGUCUGUAUUUUGUCUCCCGAAACCACAAAGUGUUUCUUCCGGAAACUUUACAUCAAGUAUCGAGUCUCUUUUUAAUAAGCGAUCUUUCUACCGAGCUUUGUAUACGUGGGCUUUUACAGCAAAAAAAAAAAAAGAAGUAAUAAUAAAUGUUGUUUUACUACAUCUUAAGCAGGCUCUACCUGCUAUCUUUAAAAGUGCGGCAAAAAAGAAACGCAUUAACAAGUGACGCGUUACCUUUACCCACUGACUGUAAUGGAAGAGUUACAUGAAGCCUCUUGCGGGUGCCGUUUCAGAAAGCAUGGCACAUUUCAGCAAAUGUACAGUCUACAUAGAAUGAAAAGCAUGCAAUGGCGGUCCCAGUUUACCUAUGCAAAAUGAAUUUGCAAGCAAACCUGCAGUCGUCUCGCAGUAAUUCAGACUCUGGCCAUUCAAAAUUCAGAUGAACUUAAUCCAAAUAGUUUGGUUGGCCUGCUUGCUUUUAGUGGGAUCUGGAUUCACCUAAUUAAAACGAGGUUAUUAAAAUUUCUUAGCUUCCUAGGGCAUGGCAGCGUCAUCAAAAUGGCUGAUGAGAGAGAAAUCUACGAGCAAUAACUUCGGAAUUUAUUUGCAAGAGCAGACAUACAUCCCCGAGAAGACAUUAAUAAAUAAUGAGUUCACAUUGGACAUUCAAGCUUCAUGCCACUUGGGCUGAAUGCCUGCAACCCUGUUAUGUUUGUGGUCUAGGGUGUGUGCUGCAGUGGCCGUCGUGUAAAGCCCAGGCCUGUCGCUCACUGCAGGAAGUUGCGUUGUUUGGGCGAUAAAAAAAAAAAAGAGUUCCUAUAUUAGCCUGUAUACCUUUUACGACUUGUUCAUUUUUGGUCAAUUCAAAUAAUAAUUUGCAGGAGUUUUGAGUUUUUGCAAGUCGGCUGCAGCUGCAAGCGAAAUUAUUGUGCCGCUGUGCAAGUUUAUGCGUGUGCCCUCGCGUCAGAAAAACGGUCGGAUUUGUCAGGGCACUACGUGUUACUGCAGAAGGCUUAAGAUUUAGGCUGUCCGGCGAAACGUUGACUCUGACUGUGUGGCCUCAGCAGCUUGUUACUCGAGGCAAAAACGAAGGAAGGGAAACGGCCUACCUUCUUUGCUAAUGGGGAAAGAUGGCAGGAUGUUCGAUGUCUUGUUUGAUACACGAGCGCCGCCUUUCCGAAGCCCACAAGCCUGCGUGUCAACAUAUCGCGCGACCGUUCUCGCGUGCACACGUGCUCAAACUUUGUGCAAGAGCAACAUUGUAAUCAAAGCCGACUCCCUAGUGCCGGGAGAAGCCACAAUCCCGGGGACUCUGCAUAAUUUGAGGCACAGACAUGGCCUGUGGUAACCGCAAAGAACAAAAAGUAAAUCAAUAAAGAAAUCUAUGGCAUGCGCUGUUUGCUACAGGCAAACCUCGGUUUGUCUCAUUGCCGUGCAAGGACUACAUUCAACCCUGCUUUCCGCACUGUGUAAAACAGUCAGUUCAAGAGUGUCCGUGGUGUGUUCUUUUAAUCCUGCAUUACAACUGAGGUGUAUCAGUUUGAUUCUCAUUUAAGAGUAUCUCUAUGCUCUCGUAAAGCAAGCAGCCAUGGGAAGCUUGCCUAUAACAUUUUCUCGUCAUCGUAGACCAGUAGGCUCACAUGCACCAAGCAGGCCGUUUCCAGUAGGCUCAACCCCAGGUUCUACAAACUUUUAGGAGCACCCUCCGUCACUGCCUAGUUACCAGUACUGUCUGCCCAGACACUCUUGUUUAGCGGUCGUUUCCGUAACGAUUGUAACUGCCACAUUGCUAGCCAACUGGAUACUGGCCUGUCUCGUGCAUGUGAUGUUGUCACCUUUUCAGUAUGACCUCUCCACUGUGUGUUUAAGGUUUCAGGAGGUUGCACAAUCCUGAUCAAUUAGAGUUUACCACAAGCGUUCAGUUUUCUUGUUUUUUUUAAUACCCUCUCAAGCAAAAGAAGAUAUUCAAUGGUACUCCAGCAUAUGCUUUCGCUGAAGUGUGAAGCCUUUCAUAGACAGACUGCUUAAACACUGAAUAAUCUGCAAGAAACUUCAAAUGCUAUUGGCUCACUCAUGUCGUACAUUUUAUAUUUGGGGGGGGGGUGGGGAAGCCUGCGAAAUGUUUCUGUUAAUGGGGUGUAUGCAAUAGCUGUCUAAUGGAAUGCUGUGACCUUGGACAAUGCAAAUUGCACCCAUGAACACAUCUGCUGCUCCUGCUGUCAACUGCUGUUCUUUCUGGGCCAUCUAUAAAUCUCUGGUUUAUAUUGGACUCUCAACAAAAUGGCAGCUUCACAUUUCUGUAGGCCUGAGACAAGCUUUCAGUAAGGUAGCCAAUGACUACGUUGCAUGGAUGCAAAUGCACUGGAGCACUACCCAUUGUAUAUAGUGGGUAGUACCCAGAGCACUACCCACUAUCUACAAUGGGUUGUGCUCUGGGUAGGGUUCAGCACUGUCUACACUCUACGGUAUGUAGUGGUGAGCCCUAUUCGACAAAUAGUGUGAUACAUAAGCUUGCGCUCUCUUCUGCUUCCGAUUGACAGAUGAGAAAAGCUGCAUCUCAGUUUAGAGAACACAUUGUUACAGGUGGUCAAUGUUCGUGCGCCUCCUAUUAACAAGAGAUUGUGUGCCAUGUCAGUAGUUUGACCUUCCACACUCGACUUGGCCAUCAUAUCAGCAUCUACAGUUAUGCCCUAUAUUCUACGGGCGACAGCUGACUGGCAUUGCAGCUUUUGUGCACAGUCUUCUUUGGUGCUUUCCAGCUUUCUUUACAACGAAGCAUUGCAUCACUUUGCAUUGCCCAAGGUUUUGCACGCUGCAGCCCUGUUCGUCCUUUAGUAAUGAGCAAUUUUGUUGGGGCCAUUGGUUUGUGCUUUUGAUGUGAUGGCAGUAGGGAGAAUGUUGUCGUUGAACUGAAUUGUGCUUUGCUUUCCUUUUUCUUUCUCUCUCUCUCUCUCUCUCUCUCUCUUGCGUAGCUCUGGUAGUGUAAAGAUGGAGCAGAGGAGACUGCCAGCAGCCACUAAUGAAUUAAUUGUGCCCAUUUCAUAAUUAACAAACGGCAGUUUGGCAUCUGACCUCUGCUCUAGCUCUAGCAGAGCUGACACUCUUCACAUUCUUUGAGGAUUCGUUUGCUCGUAAGCUGUGUGUUCAUGUCUCGGGAUCUCUCCUGCUAAGACGAUACUGCGUUGCUUUUUACCUGGUGUCGCGUAAGGACUGUGCUUUUUCAAGUGGCAACUGUGCCCAAUGUUGCCGCCUCGACAAGUGGCGGCAUUACUGUGAAAGACAAUGAAAGUGGGGCAGGGAGGGGGUAUCAAGUUUUCUAAUUGACCAGUACUACCAUUGCAUUGUUCUUGAUUUCGAGCAUUUUUUACAAGACUCAGCCCAAAGUGCUUUUUGUUAUUGCAGCAAGCAAACAAAGGUGACAAAUAAACAAAGUAUAAAAAAUAA